Dromaius novaehollandiae (emu) is the source of this 892-nucleotide messenger RNA. Its product is annotated as growth hormone secretagogue receptor type 1-like. Lineage: Eukaryota; Metazoa; Chordata; Aves; Casuariiformes; Dromaiidae. Bases 23 to 892 code for a protein of 289 amino acids. Gene Ontology annotation, biological process: G protein-coupled receptor signaling pathway. Gene Ontology annotation, cellular component: plasma membrane. Gene Ontology annotation, molecular function: G protein-coupled peptide receptor activity. The record is from RefSeq and is a predicted model, not a curated record. The transcript is spliced from 2 exons.
AAUUUUGAAACGCUCGCAGGAAAUGAGAACGACCGUUAACAUGUACCUGUCCAGCAUGGCGCUGUCGGACACCCUGAUUUUCCUUGGCCUGCCAUCGGACCUCUACCGGAUCUGGAAGUACAGGCCGUACAUUUUUGGGGAUUUUCUCUGCAAGUUCUUAAUCUACCUGAGCGAAACAUGCACGUACUGCACCAUCCUGCACAUCACCACGGUGAGCGUGGAGCGGUACUUCGCCAUCUGCUUCCCCCUGAGAGCCAAGGUGACGAUCACGAAGUGCCGGGUGAAAUGGGUCAUCCUGGCACUGUGGGGCUGCUCCCUGCUGAGCGCCGGCCCCGUCCUCUUCCUCUUCGGGGUGGAAGAGCGCAACGGCAGCCAGCCCCAGGCGAGCCAGGAGUGCAAGCACAUGGAGCGCGCCGCCCGCACGGGGCUGCUGGAGACCAUGGUCUGGGUCUCCACCAUUUAUUUCUUCCUGCCGAUGCUCUGCUUGACCCUGCUCUACGGGCUCAUCUGCAGAAAGCUGUGGCGAAGCCGGCAGCGGCUGUGGGGGCGCCAGGCUGCGAGCAGAAAAAGGUACCACGCGCAGACGGUCAAAAUGCUGGCUGUCGUAGUCUUGGCCUUUGUACUGUGUUGGCUCCCGUUCCACAUCGGCAGAAUCCUCUUCGCCCAGACUGAAAUCAUCCUGUAUGACCUCACGCAGUAUUUCAACCUCAUCUCCAUGCUUCUCUUCUACCUUGGGGCUUCUAUAAACCCAAUACUUUACAAUAUCAUGUCACAGAAAUACAGACGAGCAAUGAGCAAAAUCCUGCAUCACAAGCAAACUUGGCUCUGCAGGCGCCUGACCAGGAGUGAGAAGGUUUCUUCUGAAAGUACAGAACUUUGUUCUUUCACGUAA